AAUCAAUCAAAUCAUUUACCUAAAAAAACGGAUCAAAUUGAUUCCUCUUUGAUUUUCAAGCAAAAUUAUUGUAUUUAUAGUAUCACUCACAGAGAUACCCAUAAUAGCAUCUCUCGAAAUUUCCAUGUGCUGCUGCAACAACAGCAACAACCAAAAAAAAAAGGCGAGCGAAUAACGUUUAAAAUUUCAAAAGCUUUUGGACUUUUUGGGGUUUUCCCUUUUUGAGAUUUGAAAUUUAAACAAAGAAAGAGAGAAAUUUCAGAGAUUCCCCGAUCCUCUGUUUUUACUUUUAAGACUUGUAACGUUCAAGAAGAAAGACUAGUUCGAACUUGGAAGCAACUCUGCUAGUGCUUAAGAAGGAAAGACAAUGGUACAAGAGAAUUGAGUGAAUGGGUGGUAAGAGUUCCAAGGACGGGAGUUGGGGGCGAACUUCAUCUAUCCGUUCGACUGAUUCUUCUUCUUCUAAUACGUGGGGUGGAUUAUAUCAGUCUCCGUUCGACCAAGAAAGUCAGACCUAUGCGCCGCCCCAACAUUCGUAUACGCAGCAGUAUCAUGCUCCUGCCCAAGACUAUGGUUCACAAAAUUAUGGUGUUGGUGCCGAGGACUUUGAUCUCAGAAGGAGACUAGACAGGAGGUAUUCAAGAAUUGCUGAUAAGUUCAAUUCAUUGGAGCAGGUGACUGAGGCUCUUGCACGGGCUGGCCUUGAGUCUUCCAAUCUUAUUGUUGGCAUUGAUUUCACAAAAAGCAAUGAGUGGACAGGUGCAAAAUCAUUCCAGAAACGAAGUUUGCAUCAUAUUGGAGGUGGCUUAAAUCCCUAUGAACAAGCUAUAUCCAUUAUUGGGAAGACAUUGUCCGCAUUUGAUGAGGAUAACCUGAUUCCAUGUUUUGGAUUUGGAGAUGCAUCAACACAUGAUAGAGAUGUAUUCAGUUUCUACCCAGAUGGGAGAUUUUGUAAUGGAUUUGAGGAAGUGUUGAGGCGCUACAGGGAAAUAGUCCCAAAAUUACGACUUGCAGGACCAACUUCGUUUGCACCUGUAAUUGAGAUGGCCAUGACCAUCGUGGAGCAGAGUGGGGGCCAAUAUCAUGUGUUAGUAAUAAUUGCAGAUGGACAGGUAACAAGAAGUGUUGAUACUGAGCAUGGAAAGCUAAGUCCGCAAGAGCAGAAGACUGUCGAUGCCAUUGUUGAAGCAAGCAAGUUUCCUUUGUCAAUCAUAUUAGUUGGAGUUGGAGAUGGACCUUGGGACAUGAUGAAGGAAUUUGAUGACAAUAUUCCUGCUAGGGAAUUUGAUAAUUUUCAAUUUGUGAAUUUUACAGAAAUUAUGUCAAAAAAUGUUGCUCCAGCUCGAAAGGAGACAGAAUUUGCUCUUACAGCCUUGAUGGAAAUUCCUUCUCAGUAUAAGGCAACUAUAGAGCUUAAUAUACUAGGUGAUCAGAAGGGCACUUCUCCCGGGAGGGUUCCCCUACCCACACCUAUCUAUGGUACAACAUCUUCCAGCAGUUCCAGCAGCUUGAAACCUUCUUAUUCUUCCAGCAGUUAUGAACCGACACCUAUCUAUGGUACAUCUUCCAGCAGCUUGAAACCUCCUUAUCCUUCCAGCAGUGCACCGAGUGUUCCUCCUUAUCAUGAAGAUAUCAACCCUAUGAGCACAGCUCCACCUGUUCCUAAUUCCACUUAUGAAAACCAGCUUUGCCCCAUUUGCCUUACUAAUGUCAAGGACAUGGCCUAUGGUUGUGGACACCAGACAUGUUGCGAUUGUGGAGAAGACCUUGAGAUAUGCCCAAUAUGUAGGAGGAAAAUUGAAACCAGAAUAAGGCUCUACUAAAUAGUGUUCUAUUUCCUUCCAAAAUUGUUUUCAUGCACGAAAUUCUUUGUAGUUAGUCAAUUUCAUCAUCCUUUGUAAUUAAACAUUUUAGAUUUCUAAAGAAUGAUUGUAAAUUGAUUUAUCAAUGCCGGAAAAUCUAUAAAAUGCAUUCCAAAAUACUUUCCGGCUUGAUCUUUGUUUCUUUUGCACAAAACUGUUCGAUUAGAUUUGGUGUUGCGCGAGAAAUCUUAUUGCUUAGGAUAUGAAUGACAGUUUUGCUAGUGAUACCUUUUAGUCU
This is a messenger RNA of Quercus robur (English oak), 2100 nucleotides long. RefSeq names its product E3 ubiquitin-protein ligase RGLG2. The transcript is spliced from 12 exons. Lineage: Eukaryota; Viridiplantae; Streptophyta; Magnoliopsida; Fagales; Fagaceae. Bases 390 to 1823 code for a protein of 477 amino acids. The record is from RefSeq and is a predicted model, not a curated record.